UUUAACUCCUCCCAAACACACUGGGAAGUAGGUGUCAUUAUUUGGAUUUUAAGAAUGAAGAGAUUGAGGCUUGGAGAGGUUUAUUUAUUUGUCUGUGGUUAGGCUGCUGGUAACUGAUGGUGGAAAGGGUCAGUGUUGGGUCUGACUCCAAAUUCCCUUUUCUUUUCACAGCCAAGUUUGCUGUGCUCUGUUCUAGGUGCUGGGGACUAUUAUAGUGAUGAAGGAGACAGGCAGAGUCCCUGGCCUCAUGUUGCUUGCAGUCUACGCAUCAAGACAAACAACAAAGUAAACAAAGACCAACUUUCAGAGAGUGAGAAGUGCUGCUCAGGAGAAUACACAGCAUUAGGAGACAGCGAGCCAGAGUUAUGUGUUGUGUUUUGACAUCCCGGUCCGUAAGAUUGUGCGAUAAUGAGAUGAGCUGACCCGAGGAAACCAAACAGCUCUGGAUUGCAAUGCCUGAGAAAUUGAAGAGAAUCCUGAUGACCAGUGUAUUGGGAGAGGCCUGAAGGAAGAUAGACCAACGGCUGCACUCUCAGAGCUUCUUGGGUGACCUCUGGCUCCCAGGUGAUCUGCCGCAGGACCUCUGGUAGGAACAUUGAGACUCAGAAACAGAACUGAAGACAGAAUCCAGUCACCUGAUUCGCAGUCUAGUGCCCUUUUCAUUGUUCUGUUGUGUGCUCAUUGGAGGGAAGAUAUUUUUCCUCGAUUGACCUUGCACUGCAGUUGGCUGAACCUUGUGUCUACUGACCAUUCUAAGAGCUAGCUAUCUGAGGUUCCAACCAUGUCUCACCCAUCUUGGCUGCCACCGAAAAGCACUGGUGAGCCCUUUGGCCAUGUGCCUGCACGGAUGGAGACCACCCAUUCCUUUGGGACCCCCAGCAUUUCAGUGUCCACACAACAGCCGCCCAAGAAGUUUGCACCAGUGGUUGCUCCAAAGCCCAAGUACAACCCCUACAAGCAAUCUGGAGGUGAAGGUGAUUUUCUCCCACCCCCACCUCCACCUCUAGAAGAUCCCGGUGUUCUUCCAUCUGGCUCUGGAAACUUCCCUCCUCCACCACCCCUCGAUGAAGGUGCUUUCAGGGCACAGGGAAAUCCUGGAGGCAAGACACUUGAGGAGAGACGCUCCAGCCUGGAUGCUGAGAUAGACUCGUUGACGAGCAUCCUGGCUGAUCUUGAGUGCAGCUCCCCCUACAAGCCUCGGCCCCCACAGGGCUCUACUAGUUCAACAGCCUCUCCUCCAGUCUCCACCCCUGUCACGGGACACAAGAGAAUGGUCAUACCAAACCAACCUCCUCUAACAGCAACCAAAAAGUCUACAUUGAAACCACAGCCUGCACCCCAGGCUGGGCCCAUCCCCGUGGCUCCAAUUGGAACCCUAAAACCCCAGCCUCAGCCAGUCCCAGCCUCCUACACUACGGCAUCCACCCCUUCAAGGCCUACCUUCAAUGUGCAAGUGAAGUCUGCCCAGCCCAGUUCUCAUUACAUGGCUGCCCCUUCACCAGGACAAUUUUAUGGUCCAGGGCCAGGGCCCCAGGGCUAUAACACUCAACAAGUUCCUAUCUCUGGGCAGGGCCCACCUCCUUCAACCCGGGGAGGCAUGGAUUAUACAUAUAUUCCACCACCAGGACUUCAGCCUGAGCCUGGGUAUGGGUAUGCCCCUAACCAAGGGCGCUAUUAUGAAGCCUAUUCCCCAGCAGGGCCUGGCUAUGGGGGCAAAAAUGACUCUGAUCCUGCCUAUGGUCAACAAGGUCACCCAAAUACCUGGAAGCGGGAACAAGGCUACACUCCUUCUGGAACAGGGAACCAGAACCCUGCUGGGAUGUAUCCAGUUGCUGGUCCUAAGAAGACCUAUAUUACAGAUCCUGUUUCAGCCCCCUCUGCACCACCACUGCAAGCAAAGGGUGGACAAACAGGAUCACUGGGGCCUCCGGCUGCUCCCUCCUCAUUCCGCCCUGAGGAUGAGCUCGAGCACCUGACCAAGAAGAUGCUGUACGACAUGGAAAAUCCACCUUCUGAUGAAUACUUCGGCCGCUGUGCUCGCUGUGGGGAAAACGUAGUUGGGGAAGGUACAGGAUGCACCGCCAUGGAUCAGGUCUUCCACGUGGAUUGUUUUACCUGCAUCAUCUGCAGCAACAAGCUCCGAGGGCAGCCCUUCUAUGCAGUGGAGAAGAAAGCCUACUGCGAACCCUGCUACAUUAAUACCCUGGAGCAGUGCAGCGUAUGCUCCAAGCCUAUCAUGGAGCGGAUUCUCCGAGCCACUGGGAAGGCCUAUCAUCCUCACUGCUUUACUUGCGUCAUGUGCCACCGCAGCCUGGAUGGGAUCCCGUUCACUGUGGAUGCUGGCGGCCUCAUCCACUGCAUUGAAGACUUCCACAAGAAAUUUGCCCCCCGAUGUUCUGUGUGCAAGGAGCCUAUCAUGCCAGCCCCAGGCCAGGAGGAGACUGUCCGGAUUGUGGCUCUGGAUCGUGAUUUCCAUGUUCACUGCUACCGGUGUGAGGAUUGUGGUGGUCUCCUGUCUGAAGGAGAUAACCAAGGCUGCUACCCUUUGGAUGGGCAUAUCCUCUGCAAGGCCUGCAACUCCGCCCGCAUCAGGGUGCUGACCGCCAAGGCCAGCACCGACCUUUAAAUUCACUCACCUGUGUAGCUGGUUAACUGGUGGCGCGGCGAAGAAUGAAACACAAGAAAAAGAUAAGAAAAGAAAUAGGAAAAUAGAGGAAAGGCUGCCAAGCUACGGGAUGGGCUCUCUUCUUCAUGUACUAUUAACCUUUCUUUAGAAGCACAUAGAUUAUGAGAUUUUUUUUUUCAAGUUCUUACCAAAUACACAUUUCACAUUUAAUCAUGUAGGACCUUGAUGGGCCUUUGUUCCCAAGGAAUUCCACAUUUUUGCACGGAUUAUGCUCCAUCCCAUUCACUUCUGCAUUCCUGUAACUUUUAAUCCCUAUGUUUGUCUCACUUUUCAUCUGGUUCAAUGGCUUUUUUUAGCGUGGUAUUUGCUGUCACACAGUUUUUCCUGGGUGAGUAUGCCAACUCACAGGUGCUUUUAGGCAUGAAGGCUCCAUCCUAUCACUUCCAUGUUGCCUGUGAUCAUAAAGAAUAGCCAUUCUUUUUCUGUGUAUUGAAAAGUAUAUCUUUCUGUUGUUUUAAAUUAGAAUGUCCCUUGGGAAAAAAAUGCACAAUUUAUAUGUUAGGCUAUAAAGAAUUUAAGCUGUAAAUUACAAGGUUAAAACAAGCCCAAAUUUAAUUUGCAACCAUCCAAAUUCAAAAAUCCAUAGUGACCAGUGGUCGGGGCUCAUGUGAAAACACAUAUUGGUGAGAGAUCCAAAGUUCAAUCUUUUUCUAAAGACAUUGUAGGUGAGACAUGCUGGAAAAAGCAUUUUGGGGCUAUGUUUGAAAAGCCCAUUAUUAUCCCACAAAAUUGUCUUAAGAUUUUCCUUUUCCGUACUACCUGGACAUAAUAGUGCAGACAAACUUGAUUUUCUCUAAAAUAUAACAUUUCCAAUACUGUCCCGCUUUUCAUCUCAGAAGUGUUGCCGUGUUUUUUCUAAUAUCCAAACACAACUACCAAAAUUGACUUUUCUCUAGAGGAAAGACCUAUAAAAGAACAGUUCAAAUUCCUUUUUUUUCCUUAGGCCCAGGUCCUUUUGCCUGACAAUCACAAAUCAGAGCACGCAAAAUAAAAUUGUGUAGUUUUGUUUAGUUUACUUUAAAAAGACAGGAAAACUUGAAAAGAUUGUAAAACCACAGCUUCAUUAUUCUCAUAAUCCUUCUGCAAUUCAAAUUACAUAUUGCAGGAGACAUUUUCAUAUCAUCGAUGUGACAUUUACACCACACUUUCAAAGACAAUCACUGAAAAAACUUGCCUUUCUGAGCUAAAAAUAUGCAGAGUUUCUGCCUGGAAUCUUUACUCAAACUCUUAUUGGGCAGUGAAACACUUGCUUUCCAGCUGCAGAACCAUCCUCCAUUAGGCUCAAAUGUGUUUCUUUUAAGGGGAGACACUGAUCUUAGUAGCGGCAGGUUGCCGUUUUGUAAAUUAAUUAUAUUGGAUUGAGAUUUCUUAAACCUUUCUUCAAGUCUUCCACAAAUAUAUACCUUUUUAAAUUAUGAAGUAUUUUAAAUAUACACAAAAGUAUAAAUAAUAAUAUAAUGAAUGCCUGUAUACGUAACACCCAGUUUAAGAAAUCAAAUAUAGCAAAUAUAGCUACAUUCCCCUCUAUACCUUUCCCUGAGCCACAAAUACCUUUUGUAUGAUGAUAAACUGAUCAAGUCGGUUUUCUAGUCUGACUUUUUUUUUUCUAAUUUUUAAUUUUAACACUCAGAACAGAAAUGAAAAAUUACUAGUGGAUGUUUUGAAUUGCAACCCCUGCCUCAGGAAUUCCAAUUCAACUGGUUUUACUUUAGUAGGAAUAAUCAUAAAAGUGGUUCAAUUUUUUUUUAAUAAGAAAUUCUUAAGCCUGUGUUCACUAUAGAUCAUCUAAGUUAAUUUGUGGCUCAGUUGCUUUGGCCACCUAAGAGUUUUGUUUUAGAACCACCAAAGUUACAGGUUUUCAAAGUGUCCUUUGACGGCUGUCCUUCCCUAACCUUGCUGCUCUCGUCCUUGAUCUGAUAUUUCUCACAAUGUGAAAUACAAUGGAAUUCACUUUGGGCAGCAUGUGAAUUUUAGGAUACAAUAGCAACUGUACUGCUGAAUUUCUGUCUUCCAAAUUAAAGGCCAAACCAUGCUGAUGACCUCAAUGCGCACUGACUAUUAAACAAUUGGGGUGAUAAUAUAAUCUGCUUGAAUUGCUUCAGGAACUUGUUUUCUAUGAAAUAGCGGGGAGAAAUUGUCUUUAGGCCAAAAGCCCAAUUUAUUGAGAGAUGGAUUUUCUCUCUUGAAGUGCAGUCAUAUUAUUAUAAAUUUUCCCAAAAGAGGAAGCAUUUAUGAAAUAUUUAUACUAUAAAAAUGCAAUAACAUUCUAUUUGUUUGUUACAUUUACACUCUUAUGUAACUGAAUGUUUACAUGCAAAAAAAAAAAGAGUUAUAAGAAAAUGCUGUCACUGUGGCAUCACCAGAAUACUGCUUGCUUACAAUCUUUAGAGUGCAUUUUUAUCACAUAACCUCAGAGUAUCUCUACCAAAGAUUUUUAAAGUAAAUCUCUUUUUAAUAUAGACUUAUUAUACUUUUAUAAUAAUGAAUGUGCACACAUACAUAUGUAGAAAUAUUUAGAUUUAGAUUUUUUUCUUUCACAUGGUAUAAUAAGGAAAGGAUCCUACAAUAUUUUAUUCCAGGAUUUCUUAAAUAUAUGAUUUAUAUUGCUUUCUUUUCUUUUCUAUUAAUCAUUUGGUUUAAACAACGCCAAAUCACUCUUUACUGUUUUAGUUACAUGAAAUUUUGCCUAUAACAGAGAUAUAUAGAUCAUAUUACCUUAAUGAUUGUAAUUCUAUUGUCUUUUGAUAAGUUGUCUUGAUUGUUAUCAUUUAAACUCAUAAAUAAUAGAAAUAAUCAUAGAGUGUAAGAGAAAGUUUGUAAAAAUAUACUGUUUUAAAAAAAUUGUCAAGAACACAUAUAUUUGGUAAUUCUGUGUAACAUGAGAGACAUGGAAAAGGGAAAAAAAACCCACUAUGUCAUGGGCUUUGCAGACCAUUUCAAAAUCAGAUUUCUUUAUUACCUGGAUCCCCAGCUCAUGCACGCUAAGUGUGGAGUCUCAUCUGUAAAAAAAAAUCGCCUUUAAAACUCAAAAAUAAGUCAUGUGUCCCAGCAUAAGGCAUUAAGGCUUUGAGAUGCUGGACAUCUCUGCAGCUCAAAGAUGUGGCUUCUUUUUCCUGUCGUUAACAAAUUGUUCCUGUAGGAGCAACUUCUCUGAUCGAAAUGACUUCAUUGAGUAUAUGCUGGUUAAUGCAGUAGAGUUAACAACACUAUCAUUGUUUUCUCACUACAAAAGAUUCUGCAAAGAUGUUUAUGAUGAUGUUUAAAGUCUAUAAAACUCUAACUACAUUUAAACAAGUAUCUUAUAUUUGGGUCCAGAGGAAAAAAGAGAACACUUUUAUCAUGGGGCUGUAGUAGAGGGUUUAUGGAAUAAAGACAGGACUCUGAAGACACAACUUCCAACAGUUUUCCUAGUUAGUAAAAAUCCUAUUAAUGUGAACCAGCCGGGAAUAACAGUGUUAUUUCUAUUUGAUAUGGUUUGGUCUUCUCUUGUCAAAUCUGUGUCGGCUGCCCUCUGAUCCCUCCAUUAUCAAGUUUUGAAAGGUGUUGGGGAAAUUAUGGCAGCUGCUAGGGAGAUCAGGGAAACACUGAUGUAACCUCACAGCCUCUCACCAUUCCUCUUGGCUUGGAAAGGCUGUUUUUUCCAUAUACAUUUCUAGAAAUAUUGCUAUUCUACCUUAGUAUUUCACAUUUGUAGUUUAAACAAGCGAUUGUCCAUCUGUUGCCUAGAGCUACAGUACAUGUGUGUUAUGAAUGAAAUAUGACAGCAUGUUCCAUACCCUGCUUUAGCCAUCUGUAGGAACCCAGUAGGCUGAAAAAGAUAUACCUCUGCAAAAUGUGUCUCAAGUCCGUUUCCUGAGAUAGCUCUUUUGGUGCACUUUCAUAGGAAACAGUCAGAGAGCAGUAUAUUUGUGCCUUAUCUUGAAAGCAUCUUUACACUACUAUGAAUACUUCCCUGAAGAGUCUAGAACAUAAAUAUCAAUCCCCAGAUCUCAAAGAUGUACUCAUCAUCAAAAAGUCAAACAAAAUCCAGAGAAGUCUGAACUCUUCAUCUUAAUGCAUUCUAAUAGGAUUUCUUUUCUCCUGGUCUCUUGGAAGUACCUUAUUAAUUCUUAAAUUAGGAAAACAUUCUUAUGCCACAAGAUGACGUAUUGAAUGUUGGUGGUGGUUACGUUUGGUCUUACGCUGGUUUUAGUCAGAUAAUGAAGACAGAGACUUCCACCUGAGCCUCUAACACACAUCCAGCACAUCCACCUCUUUUAAUUGCCAUCGUUUUUUGGUUUGUCUUUUUUUUAAUCUAAUAGUGGACAGAAUAAGUUGAGAAUCCUGGUUCUGAGUCUUUAUUAUGGUGCAGCCAUGAACAUUUCAGGUUGAGUUAUUUCCUUGACAGAUAACUUUUCUCAUGAGGCUGUUGUUUGGUUAGCAUGUUAUUCAAACCUUUGAAAAAUGAUCUGAUUAAAGCUGCGUGACUAGGUGAGAAUUCUUUCUCUUUCUUUCCCUCCUUUUCUCCCUCCUUCCUUUCUUACCCUCUUUCCUCCCUCCCUUUGUUCCUUCUUUCCAUCCUACCUAGUAGUGCGAUCCUGCUUGUACUUUUCAUAAAUAAAUUAAAUCAAUGCAUUAUGAUCCUUAUGGAACUAUGAUCAUAUAACAGAAGAAGGCUACUGCAAAAUACAUGCAGCAUCCAUAAAUCCUUCCUUUAAAAGGGCAUAUUUUCCAGAUUGUGUUUAUUCAUAAAGUGAGAUGAGAUAAUAGGGUUUUUCAGUUUCAUUUUAAUGAGUUUUCAUCAGGGACUCAGAUUAUAGAGUUCUUGGCAAAUUCAUUUAUGACUGUCCUACUUUUCCCCACUAUAUGCAAAGUGAUCUUUCUAAGACUAGGUUAAGAUUCUUUUUUUAAAUCCAAAGCAUUUUGACCAACAAAACAAUCAUAUAUUUAAGUGGUGGCAUUUUAUUUUAUUCCAGUGAAACUUGGUAAUUUUCCUUAUGGCAAAGAAAAACUAUUAUCUUUCCAAAAUUUUUACACAUAUCAGCAUUUUGCCCACGGCAGUAAUGUUAAAUUCUAAUGCUUGAAUUACAGUAUUUUACACGGGGUAGAUUAGCAUCAGGGUUUUUCCUGGAGAACUGGUUACAAGCCUCUAGUCUGUUUAUAAAAAGCAACUUGAGAAAAACAAGUCUCUCAGUAAAGCAUUUUGUUAAAAUUUGGGUCUGAGAUUCUUUUGAACUCUGGCUAAUACUGAUAAAAAUAUGCCAUCUGUGUCCAUUUUUUAAAAUUUGUCUGAAAAACACUUAUAAUUCUAGGAAUAUAUUUACAUUUUUGGUUUCUAUUCUCACUUCCAUUUUCUAUAAGUUUCACGGGGUUGACACUGACUUUCCUUUCUGGGAGGGUCACGUAUGAGGAGAGUAAAACAUCCUUACUGAUAUAUACUUAAUUCAAUACAGAAAUGCAUUUGCCAAGAAUUAAUGCUCGUCUCAGUGAGUUUGGGAUUUGGUAUUCAGACAGUUUUUCUUUUUAACCUGUCUCCAAGAAGAGUGGGCUUCCGGAGGGAAAGGAGGAAUUUGAGAGAAGGGGCAGUCUGCAAUGAAAACAACUGCAGGGGAGUCCUUAUAAAGUGUAACUCUGAGAAGUUUCAUAGAGGUUUUAGGGAUCAGCAAUUGUAGUUGUUUAAACAAGUAAAAUAUUUACAUUUCCAAGUUUAUCAGGUGUUUAAAAAUCACUGUGGAUAAUGAUAUAGUUUUCCCUUGUCUGAGAGGUAAAGUAAGAGCUGCCGCUGGGCCCCAUGGCAUGGCCAUGACUACACCAGAACUUUUCUAAUGCAUGUCCUUUCAUCCCCUCUGGGAGAGGGGCAUAGCUCAUUCUCUUUGUGACAGACAGUGAUACAUGUUCUCACAUAUUCUUACACAAGCUGCACUACACCCUAAGCAUCUCGGAGGGUUAGAGGUUUUCAUUUUCACACAUCCAGUGUUUUCUCUCUUUCCAAUGUACUUACCUGGUGAGCACAGUAAGGAAGAGAUUUUUUGGUCUGCAGUUCUCUUGUUUAAAUUCAGUCAUCCACUUUCUGUAAUGUCUUGCCUAAAUAAUUAUUCUAUAAUUGAUCUGUACUAGUUUUCUCUUUUUUAGUUGCAAGCACAGCAAACUAACUUUAUCUUACUAAGUUUAAAGAAAAAUAAAUAUGAAAUGGAAAAGUUUUCCUUCGGUAUAGAAAGGAAUGAUAUUUUUUCCUUUCUCUAUAUUCCUUUCCUGGUCCUUGUACAAAAAAUUGUAGACUUAACUUUAGUUAUCCAACAUGCAUGUGGCUUAUUUUGUGGAAAGUUCUGUGAAAGAUGUGUUUGUAUUAAACUCAUGGACGUUUCCUCCUUGAAGUUUUAAAAAAAGUUGCUAAAAAUCUUUGCUGUUUUUUCCUGAUUGUUAUUUAAUUAGCAGCAGUAUCUAACCACACUAAUAAAUAUCUCUAUUUCCAGCCUUUGUUAUAAACAAAAUUAAUGUUCUGCAAGCAAAGAGUUAUAUACUAGAAAGAGGAAGAAACCUUACAACUAAUUCCUUUGUAGUACUUUAAGGUGCUUGUCUUAAUCCUUCCUUACUGUAUGUCUUCAUUAAUUUUUCCAAGAUCCAUCUACUUAGGGCAAGAGAAAAACUUAAUCAUCUAACUCUGAUAGAUAUUUAACCAAUUUACUCAAACAAAAGCUUUACUAAACAACUCACAAAUACAUUCAGUCAACUUGGCACUGAACGUAGCUUCUAAUUCAGUUCUCAACCCCAGGAGGAGAAUGAUGUACCAAGAAUGAGACAGGUAUUGUUAUGCCAUCUUGUGUUCUACACCAGUGUAGAGGUGCUCUUCCUAGACAAACAUAGAAUCAGAGGCCCUUUAAGGAUCUGGAUCUCCUCCGUUAUUUUCCUGACAAGUCACCAUCCCACAUCUUAGACUUGGCCGAUCUGUUGUACUGUUCACAGCAGUCCGUUCUACCACUGGGCAGCUCUUUCUAUGAAAGUUCUUCCUCAUGUUAAACAAAAAUCUGGCUCUACAGCUACAUAAAACUAGUCUAAUGUCUAAAUCUUUGCCUCUAGGUCAGCUGUCUCUAACUCUUUCAACUUUUCCUCACUUACUGACGUAGUUCAAGUCCAAUCAUCCUUCUGCUGCUUCUUUGAACAGCUGGACCCAAAAAUAUUUUCUAAUUUUAUUUCAAUCUACUUGCUGAAACUUAGCAAUCGCUUUGGGUCAGGCUAGGUGAAAACACAUUCUUGGGGCUGAAAGUAAAUGGAAUUGGAAUCACCCAAAGGAAACUGAUGUUCAAUGUAGAAAUUUUCCCCGAGGACUCACAUCCAGAAGGGUGAAAGUUAGAUGAAGACAGAUCUCCUGUGUGUACAAAACAGUCCUCCUACCUUGUGUCCUGUGCUGUUUUUGAUGUUGCCAAAAUCAGUCAUUCUGAAAACAGGAAGCAAGCUAAUACAUAUACCAUCCAUUAGAUUCCCACUUCUUGGUAAAUGUUCUUAAAGUCUCUUCAACCUUUCCCCUUUGUCCCUCUCUUCUCAAGAAUAAGACAUUUCUUGUGCUGUUUCCAUACUGAAUAUGCAAAAAGAGUCAUGCCUGGGCACUUUAUAGGUUCUGUAUAAAUAUUUACUGGCUGAUUGGUUUUGAGAUUCACUUCCAUUUUCCUGUGCUCAAAUGUUUGUACCUAGAGAUCUUGCGCUUUAGACCAAGUGAGCAGCUUCCCUACAUGAUCAAUUAGGAACUAUCCUUAGGAGUCCAUAUUUUCUAUUUUGUUGUUCUAACAUUUUUAUCCUUUACUCAUCACUUCAAUUUAACAAUUGCUGUAAGAGAAUCAGCCUCUAAGUAACCUUGAUUCAGGCCAACUGCAAUAAGAUUAAACAGGCUUAAUCUGUACUCUAUAGAAAGGAAUAUGUCAUUGGGAAGAGGAAUUCUUUCCAGUAGCGUCAGUAAAGGCUUCAUGGAGGAGUGAAAUUUGCUAAGAAAUCUUGAAGUGACUAAUUGAAGUUGAAGGAAAAUAUUUAAGGCACCAAAGACAACAGGAAACACACUAUAUUCAGAGAAGACUCUCUGCUUUAAGUAUCACAGAUCCUGGCAUUUCCUUAACAGGAGAAAAGGCUUCCAGAUAUUCAGAGUCAAUGGGAAGGAAAAGGCAUAGGAAAAGGCUAAUUCAAUUAUUUGCUUUCUCAUCUCUUUAUAACUGGACAAUAAGAUGAGCUUCCAAAAUAUAAUCCAACACAUACAAUAUGAACAAGAAACUUUAUUUAUAACAUACAAAACAUACAUUCUUAUUGACUUAUAGCUACAUACUCUACUCUUGGAAUAAACACACUAGUCUUUUGAACCCCUACAAGAGACCAGCACGGUACUCUUAUUUUCCUAUUACUUCCAGGUCCACAAUUGGAAAGGACUCCACCGUCAUCUAUUCCACUUGGUGUUAAAAUUCUCUUGCAGAUUCAUUGAUAAGUAAAAAAAUCCAGACUCUGCUUAAACAUCACCUGCAUCAAGGAGCUCAUUACUUCUUAACGUCUUCCGUUUUCUCCAUCACACUUUGUUCUAAGCCUCCCCUGACUUUGAAACAGAACCAGCCUUUGAGCCUUAUGUUUUCCUUGGUGCCACACAAAACCAGUCUUUAGAACAUGAUAAAAUGUUGCUUCCUCCCUCCACUUUCCUUCCAAAUACAUUUGUUUCAUUUUUGACAACACAUUUCUUUAAAAGAAAACUUUGAUUUUUAGCUGAAGAUUAUAAAAAUCUUUAAACAUCCUUAAAAAUUGAAGGAUUUUCUGAGGGGCACGUUUUAGAGUUCAUGCGUUUUUUAUAGUUGUUUUUACUUUCUUACUCAAAAGACGAACUGUUCUGACAGUUGCUACAUAGCUUUAUGCCUUCCCCCAGUAACUAACCCAUGAACAGUACACUCCAGUUAUCUGGCUUGCUGAUAAUGACCUUAAAAUGUUGGGAAAUGUCAGUGUGUGAUCUCCCCCGCUAACAAGGGAAAAGUCAAAAGGAAAAGGUAGUGGUUCUGUUGAAACUCAUUCCUUCUGGCCAGUUUUUCAGUGCAAAAGGAAAUCAUUCUUCAGGGAAAGGGUUAUGUUAUGGUUUUAUGUAGAAAUGUGUAGAUCCUUUUAUUAUUGCCCUAGGUUACUAGUUAGUACCAAUACUAUUCCUUGGUCUUUGGGAGGACAAGUCUUGUGGCUUCUUCCACCCCCGCUUUGAAUUAGAGAGCACUCUGCUCAGAACGUGUCAUCAUUCUCCUGGGCAGGACCUGGGAGUAGCUUUCUAAGCUCUAAAAUAAUAAUUCCUAAGAGAGCUUAAAAACUGCUUUCGCACAUAAAACAGCCCUGGGAGGAAGGUUAUUAAUAGCCCUAUCCUAGAAGAGAAAGCUGAGGCCCAGAAUCGUUAAGUGACUUGCCAAAAGCGAUACAGCUGGUAAGUGGCAGAUUUGGGGAUGCACCCAGGUCUUGCAAGUAUAGUGCUCUCUCCAGUGGCCAUUGUCAGGGCACAAAAUACCUCAGAGCACAAUGUCUGCUUCUCACAGAAUAAAGUGCCCCUGUCCAAAGGUAUCCGGGGAAAUUCGCAUAGACCAUUUAGCAAUCAGGUGGCAAAUCCGUGUGUGCACUGCGGUGCAGAGAUCAUUUGGAACCUGCAUGCAUCUUCUGUGUCCUCUUGUGGAAAACUACAAGGUAUUCUGUCUGAUCAGAAUGUGGUGGGGAUGAAGUCGGUGAGGAAAGGCCACCACUAAGAACAAACAACUGUGGCACUGAAGCACACUGCCACGGAUUUCCCCAGAGACACUUGAUUUACUUUACAUUAACUGAAAAAGUCUGGAACUGUGAAGUUCAGAAUAUCAACUGAGAUCAUAUCAUUUAGAAUGCGGUGGAGUGCAAGGUGACUUGAUCUUUAAGACAAGACUCUCUCCUGUGGGCUAUGAUUUAUGCCCCACAGAGGCAGAAACAGCUAUAGGUAAACAAUGCAUAGUAUUUUCUCUCUCUCAGUUCACAUUUAUUGAGGCCCACUAAGUGUAUGUCACUGCCUCAGGCUUUUCCAAACCAACAACCAGUCCAUGACCUUGAAAUGUCUGUGAACAAAUGCUUUGGGACUGAUUGCCAUUCUGGUCUUUGCCAUUGGCUAGACUGGCUUCCUGGGCUGUUGUAGUUUUGUGAUUUGUGUAUGCCUAUUACAGGGAGUAUGCCUAUCACUGUGUUGUUUCCAGGAUACUUGGAAGUCUCGUAUAUUCUAGAAGCUGCUCUACAGGGCAGUUCAACAACUGGGCAUUCUUUCUCUUGAGCUGCAUCCUUCAGGAGGCUGUGCCUUUUGAUGUGUGCUCUUGGGUUUUUAUUUCCCCCAAUUUCUCAUUAUGGUUGUUGGCUUUAAGUUAAAAUCUGUGAACUGAUUGAAAAAUAUUCUUUCUUCAUCUGAGUUCAAUCUACUUCAGGAGACCUUUAAAAUUAUCUCAACUAGUAAGCUUUCUAAGCAUUUUCCCUCCCUAGAGUGUGCCAUCCAUCAAGCCCAUCUCAUCAUCCAUCUGCUUAUUCCCUGGGAUUAAUGAGGGCCAAGUUAAAUAACAAAUAGCCUCCCACCCCUUUCCCAUCUUUACACCUGGGAAACACAAAAAGUGCCAACGGGGCCAGCAGAGUAGUAAUCUUGGCUGAGAUAGCUACUUCAGAGACUGGAAAGGUGCCUUAUCUUCCUGUGAGGUUUGAUAAAUGUUAUGGCUGUUGGAAUAGAAGACAGUUUUGUAGAAUAGAUGGAGUACCACCACCGAGGAAUGGAUUAAUAGAAGCAGCAUUUUGAGAACUUUUCAGAAUUAUUAGGUGAGUACACCUGAGUAAAGACUGACUUGGGUGGAAUCUGUAACAUCUUAUUAGAAGGAAUAAAAGACAGUGAAUAUGAAAAAGAAGCCCUUUCAAAAAAUGGGAGCCACAAACCCUGAUUUAUCUUUACAUAUGUAAAGAAAAUUAUUAGUAAAAAUUUUCCUCCUCCAUUUUACACAAGAUAGUCCCCCAUAUUUAAGGAAAAUACAAUUGUGUUGUCUUUAAAAUACACACCCGUGCACGUGCAUGCACACAUGCUCGCACGUACACACACAAACAUCUUCCAAGAAAGCUGAUCCUUCAAAAAAGAAAUCUUAUUUUAAAACACUUGGGUUUUUUCAGGCCAGGAAACAAAUAAUUCCUAGACCUGACCCAUUUUUGUGGCUGCCAAAGAGGGAAAGAAAAAGCUGUUUAAAUUUCAUAUGGAUCCAUUUAUCUCUUAAAAUAUGCCAAAGCAAUUUGAGGUGGGGGUGGAAACUAAGGUAUUUCUCUCUCCUGCUUACUUCUCUCUUUAUAUUUCUAUCUGUGGGUUUCGAAAAGGGAAAGAACUAUUGUUGAGCCGUUAUUAUUGAUGCAUUGUUUCACCACUUUGUACAGUGCCUGCUGCUUCAUGCUGAGGCACAGGAAUCACAGUUGCUUUCUCAACUCCAUUUCUCCAUCGUGAGGGAGUAAAUAUUGAACCUGAAUGUCUUUCCUCACCAAAUUAUUCAACUUCAUUUCUGAACUAGUUUAAAAAACGUGAAAUGAGGAGAGCUAGCUUUUCGUGGAUAUGUUUCUCCCUUCUUUCUUGGGAGACAAAUGUGAAGGGGAAAAAAAUUCAGUUCCUUUUCAUCUUUCUCUCUCUGGGUAACAGCUUAUGAUCACUUAGUAAUUAAUGAUAAACCAGAAGUAAGAGAAUCGCUCAGCCAGGUUAUGAUGCAUCUGCCAAUGUGUUCCAUUCAUUCAAACACAGACUUUGAGAGGAAAAGGGAUCUCUAUGAUUUAAAUACCAACAGUGGGAAUGGCCUCAUGUUUUAACUUUCAAAUAGUAAAAGACAAGAUGAUAUUUGGACAGUGUCUGCUUUUUACUAAUCUUAUAUACCUCCGGCUUAGUUUUUAAGUAUAUCAACAUAUCAGGGUAAAAUUGCCAAAAAGAGUUAAAGUGCCUUAGACCUCCCUCACUAGCAAAUUGAAAUUGAUAUAGACCAUUCCAGUCUUCUAACUCAACUGAGGUGUAUCUUUGAUGAAAGAGUUAGGGACCUGGAAACUAAAUCUUAAUCACCAAUAUUGUGUCACGAAGUAGUUGCAAAAUCAUUUUUAAAUGACUUUCUUCGUUUUACUACCCAUUAUUCUCUUGGGAAAGCUGAUGAGCAAAUUAUCCAAAAUUAUUUCCUUAUUAAACAAAGUCAGAAUAAUUCUCCCCCUAAAAAUCUGAAUUAUGCCCUCGUUCUUUUUCAGGAAACAUAUCAAAGAUCAAAUAGAAUUGAAGAUGACACUUGAUUAUCUGAUUCUUUAGAAUGAAUAAAAUUAUCAUGUGAUUUAAUGUGCCUUAAGCAAAAAUUUAAACUUAGAUGCAAAACUUUCACAGCUGGCAAUUGCAUGGAACUUUUCCACGUGAUCUAUGCAAUGAAUUACUUUGUUUUUUGUUUUGUCUUUUAAACUUCACCUUUAUCAUUAGUUUAACAAAUUUGGGGGUCUGUCUCUCCACUGGGAAUAUGUGCAAUUAUGAAACGCACCAAAAAAAGGAAGGGAAAGAACUUUGAGUAGCAAAUCGGUCCCAUGAAGUAGACGUGACACGAAGAUGCAGAGGCUGAGGAUAGUAAUUUUCUCAGAGCCGCACACACGAGCUUUCAUUUCAUGGCUUUGUCACAGGCUUUUCUCCUUCUGUGCUGUCACCUUUGAGAAAAACGAUUGCACCUUCUCCAAGUCUGCCUUUUUAGCAGCUACACUUGAGUUGGCAAGACUUCCCCCGUUCUGAAUAUAGCCAUUUGCCGACUCCGGCCUCUUUGCGAGACUGACUCAAAUCUGUGAUCUUCUCUUCAGCAUACACAUCAGCAAAGUGAGAAGAUGAGCACUAAAUAUAGGCUCUAUUAACUUUACUUUUAGAUUUACUGCCUUCAAAAAGUGCCUAUUCUGAGAAACAUAGACGUUAUUCCUACAUAUGUAUGUACACACGGUACCCAGAGUCACACUGUGCAGCCUUCAAAAACAUACCAUCGAAAAGAGUAGGUGCAGAGAUAAAGAAACCUUGCCAAAUGGAAGAAAGUCACUCAUUUCCAAUAUCCCCUCUCGAGUGGCACCGUGAAACGGGCUGCAAACACAUUCCCUGAGCAUUCCUUGCUGAUACAGCCACUUUAUAUUUAUAUCCUACCGGAUGGUGGCAUAUUGCUGAGGUUUCCUGUAUUCUGCUUCAAAGGAAUAUAUGGUUUAUGAAAUUGGAACAUUUAGUCAGGAAAAAGAUUGUCUAAGAGGAUUAAUAGAGCCAGAGUCUGUAUUAGGAUAUAUGUCAUAUGUAUGUUUUAUAAACUGAGCAUUGGUGGGUUUCGAAUGUCAGCACAUUUCUUCUCCUUUUAUCUCUCAAGCUAACAUCAGUGAACACUGAAGAGAAGUCUUGGCUAUGACGAUUGGUGCCUCAGGGGGCCAAAUGUCCUGGGCAGAUCCUUAGAGCAUCUUUUGUUUGACUUCUAAAAAGGGGCACAUGUUAUUUAAUGGCUUUUGUUAUCAUAGUUCUGUCACUGACAUUGUAACUAUAGAUACUGUUGAUGGAGCAGCAGCACAGCCUAGAAAGAGGGAUUCUUACUGAAGUGUGGCAAUAGGAGAGGGUCCAUGUAGAAAGGACAAGGUAGACAGUGCAUGAUUUUAGGAAAAGGGUUGAAGGGAGGACGUGCUUCCAAAAAAGAUCUUUCUCAAUGUGUCGUCUGACUCAACCAGCUGGCAAAUUACACUUGCCAAUUCGUUCUCUUUCCUUCUAAGUCAGUUGGCUCCAUAUUCACUUGAAUAAUGCCUCUGCUUUGGGAAAGCAAGAUACCUCCAGUUAUCCUUUCUCCAAAGAAGCUCUUGAUGUCCCCUUGGUCACAAAGUUGUCUCCUACCCCAGCCAGUUUCACCAAAUGGAAGUACAGGGGCAUAAUCUAUAGAAGAUACCAGUGCAGUCAGCCACCACUGUGCCUUCCAUAUAAAGAGCCCAACUACAUAAACUAGGGAUGAGGUGGAACAGAUUACUAUUUCAUAAUUCCAAGAGUGUUGACCACGCGACGUUAGUUGUCAUCAUUUUAUGAGACCAGUUGGCUCCUUGGAGAAAGAGUGAUACUCUUCACCAAAAUUAUCUACUCUUCCUACUGAUGUUCUUUUCCUGGCUUUACCGUCUUCAAUUUCAACACUAGUCACUUUCUGUUAUUUAGACAAUCAGAUUUUAAUGCUGGAUAAGAGUUCAAAAAUCUCUGUGCAAUGUCAGAAGGCACAUUGGGGUACAGAGGAUUUCCUCCUUGGAAACCAGAUGGACUGGGGAAGAGAUAACAUGGCUUUGCUCCAGGUUUCAAUCUGAUGAUCGUGACUAUGAGAGAGAGUUUUAUAUAAAUAUUAAAUAGUAUUUAUAGGUGAAUAGAUCAAGGAGAAGGGACAGGGAAGAGCCAGGUUUUUCUAUGCUGAAUGUGCCUACUUAGAGCAAGAACUUCCCACCAAGUACAGUCAUAGCCCCGCCACGAUCAGCUGCUAGUCUGAAUAACCUUCCCUGAUUUAGGGAAAGCCACACAAAAUCAUAGCAGGAAUAUGCCCUUUUUCACACAUGUCAUCCUGACAGAUCCAGGAUAUUCAUAAAAAUAAAGGUUUCCCUUUGUUAUUUGAUUCUUAGCAAAUUGCAUUUCUCCACUACAUCAUGAACCAUCACUGACAUAUUCCCAAAUAGGCCACGUGGCUCCUUAUGAAAAUAAGAGAAUAAAACCUGUUAUAAGCAAGUGAUUUGGAUAUUUUCUUUUGUAUUUAUGCAUUAUCCAACUAUAUUAAAACAUGUUUCUAUUUACCUUCUAUCAAUUUUUUCUAUCAAUUAUGUUUUUCCAAUAAAUAUGAAAAUCAUAUUCUUUUCUGUAAAAGAACUGCAACUACUUUAUUAUAUUUAGAAAUCCAAUAAACUUAGUACCUUUACUUGCC
Messenger RNA from Equus caballus (horse), 17598 nucleotides. RefSeq names its product LIM domain containing preferred translocation partner in lipoma (gene LPP). Lineage: Eukaryota; Metazoa; Chordata; Mammalia; Perissodactyla; Equidae. Gene Ontology annotation, cellular component: stress fiber; focal adhesion. Gene Ontology annotation, biological process: cell-cell adhesion. The record is from RefSeq and is a predicted model, not a curated record.